Messenger RNA from Debaryomyces hansenii CBS767, 1809 nucleotides. Its product is annotated as putative ferric-chelate reductase. The record is from RefSeq and is a predicted model, not a curated record. Gene Ontology annotation, molecular function: ferric-chelate reductase activity. Gene Ontology annotation, cellular component: plasma membrane. Lineage: Eukaryota; Fungi; Ascomycota; Pichiomycetes; Serinales; Debaryomycetaceae. The transcript has a single exon. Gene Ontology annotation, biological process: copper ion import; intracellular iron ion homeostasis; iron ion transport. Bases 1 to 1809 code for a protein of 602 amino acids.
AUGGGUUUAUUUAAGCGUGGUGUAACUUUUAAUGGCUUGGACUGUUUGAAAGAUGCCAACAUGCCAGCGUAUGAAAGUGCUCACAUGAAACUGCAAGCUGAAGUUCCAUGGGGAGAUCAACCCAGCUAUGGGAAAUACACAGUGUAUUUUGGAGUAGUAGUAAUAUUUAUUGCGUUUGUUAAGAACAUAUGGUACAGAUAUCUGGAUUAUUCUUACAAAAAGAAUCCGCAGAGUGGGAAUUCAUUUGUUAAUGUAUUGUCAUCAUACUUUAGAUUUGUCGGAUAUAAGCAAGUUCCAGGCAAAAUAUGCUAUUACACAUCAUUGCCAACAUCGAUUGGGUCCACACUCUUUUUAAUGGCAUCUACUAUCUAUUUAUUCUGUUACUGCUUGAUACCACACUUUUGGUAUAGAGGAUGUCGCGGAUUCGGCUCACCUCCAUUAGCUGUGAGAGCAGGAAUAAUGGCUACGGCAUUGACUCCAUUCGUAUAUGUGUUAUCUGGUAAGUCAAACAUGAUAACAUUUAUUACUGGUAUAAGUUACGAAAAACUUAAUGUAUUUCAUCAAUACGUUGGUGUUGCAGCUUUGGUUUUGUCGGUGAUUCAUACAAUUCCCUUUAUUUUCCAGGAUUUAGCUGAAGGUGGUGCUGAAGUCUUACACCUUAAUUUCACCUCCGACUUUGCCUACUAUAGCGGGCUUCCACCUUUGAUUUUGCUAGGAUUAUUAUGUGUGUUGUCCAAAGCAUGGUUUAGAAAAGUGUGCUACGAAGGCUUUCUUCAUUUACACUGGAUGUUUGGAAUUGCGUACUUUGGUACGUUGUGGUGGCAUAUUAACUAUACGUUGGGGAUGCAAGAUUAUAUGUAUGGAGCAUUAGCAUUUUGGGCAACUCAAGUGAUAUAUCGUAUUUUAAUUAAAACCACGUUCAGACCAAAUUCGUUAUUCAUGAAACCAAGGAGGGCUGAAUUAAGCAAGUUAGGACCCAACGCAUAUGAGAUUUCUGUCAGUGGCGAACAUCUUAAAUGGAAACCGGGUCAACAUUGUUUUCUUAGAUUCGUUGGUACAAGGAUGCUUGAUAACCAUCCAUUUUCAGUGUGUUCGAUCUUGAACGAAGACAGUAGAUUGAAAUUUAUAGUUAUUCCAAAGAAAGGGUUGACGAAACAGUUGUAUUCUGAAUUGGAUGAGUAUGCAAUAACCAACAAGAAAGUAUUCUUAGAUGGACCAUAUGGAGGUACUGCAAGAGACCCAACAUCGUUUGAUAAUGUUGUGUUAAUGGCAACCGGAAGUGGUAUAACAGCCACAUUACCAUUCUUAUCCACGAUUGCCAACGAAAUUCAACAAGCAAAGAAAGAUAAUAAACCAUUCAUUUGCAGAAAUAUCAACUUUGUUUGGGUCAUUCGUCAUAUCAACGACUUAAGCUGGAUUGAUACAGAAUUAAACAGAUGUCUUGAGAUUGCUGGGGAUUACAUAAAUACCGAUAUUUACGUAUGCCACGGUAAAAGUGAACAACAACAGAGUUCAGAAGAUACGAAAACAAAUAAGAGUGCGCUGGAUAUUGAGAAAACUAUCGAGGCGCCAAGUAUAUCCAAUGAUGCUAUCAAUUUGCAUUAUUUCAGGCCAUUCAUACCUGACAUUUUAUUCAAACUCUCUCGCACACUUGGAAGACGGAACAUGGUAGUAUGCUCUGGAGCUGACUCGAUGAAACAGGAGACUUCCCGUACCAUAGCCAACUUACAACCUAUGAUUUUCAACAACGAUAUCAAUAACUUACGUAUUGAAGAAAUUUAUCUUCACACUGAAUCUUUUGGUUGGUAG